UGACAGUAUACAUAGUUACACUGUUUGCUCCUAUCAUACAAGCGCCAUUUGACAGUAAACUUGGUUGCUGUUCAGUUCAGUUCAAAAUUUCAUAUUACUUGCCUGUGUUAAAUAAUAAUUGUGUGUGUUUUCUGGGAUAUUUAUUGUAAACAUAUACUUGGACAUAAAUAUUUCAAUUGAUUUUAGAUUGUAUAAUCUUGUUUGUUGAAAGUGAAUUAUCAAAAUGGCGACAUCCGCAUUUUCUAGAAAUUUUGAUUUGGUUAAAUAUUAUUGUUGUACAAUCUGCGAGAAAGAACGGUCUGUAGAAAUAGAUGCAGAUUUUUACUGUCAAACAUGUCUUAAAUACUUCUGCAGAAGAUGUAUAAACUCCCACAGACAGCACGGUUGGUUGUUUUUCAAAAAAUCUCCUUAUGGAAAGGAUAACAUAAUGAAGUGGCCACUUUCUAAGAAGAUGGAGACUUCUCUUUUAACAUGCGUCAUACACAAGAGUGAACAAAUAACAAUGUACUGCGAGGAAAACAGUCAGCUGUGCUGCUCUAAAUGUGUUGAACUUAAUCACAGACGAUGCUUACAAGUAACUCCAUUACCUCAGGCUGCCACAGGGAAGUCAACUGACUUCAAGAACCUGUCUGUCAGUACGGAAAAUGCUCUUUCACAACUGAAACAUAUUCAGACGUAUCAGGAGGACAGAAUGAAGUAUCUUAAGUUUUCAUACAAAGAACACGAGAGUCUUAUUGUUGAUGGUUUGCGUCUGGAAAUAAUGUCAUUUUUACUCCUAUGUGAAACCAGCACAGUUAAUACAACACACGAACAUAUGCAAUACACAGUCAUUGACAUGCGUGAGAAAAUCAAAUAUUUAUUAGCAGAUUUUGAGAAAAGCACUAUUAAGGAGAAGAAAGAAGAGCUAAACCUGAAACAAGCUCCUCUCAAGGUUGUGAGAAACAGCUGCAUCAGACUUCACUAUGAAUUGUUCCAUCUCCAUGUAGCCAUACCAAAAGUACCGGGUAAAGAACUCUCUUUUAUUGCCAGUAAAAAAUGUCUGGAAAAUAUACAACAAUCUUAUAUAUUUAUAAAAGAGAACUUUUCAAACAAGGUUUUCACAGUGAAUGGGAAGUCUGUGCACAAUGUGAAAAUGCCAAGUGAUUCAUACACAUGCCAUAUCACAGCAGUAUGUGCUCUCCCAAAUGGACAGGUACUGGUUGCAGACCACUAUAAUAAGAGAGUCAAGCUUCUGAACCAGCAGUACCAGGUGGUGAGCCACUUGUAUGUAAGGGAUGGACUCAUACAGGACAUGUGUCUUAUCACACCCACUGAGUUUGCAGUGGCUGUGCCUGAUGAGGUCCAGUUUAUCACAGUAACCCAGAGCCAACUCGCCAAAGGCAGGAAGCUUAAGUUACAACAUAUAUGUUAUAGUAUUGCCCACCACCAGGGUGACCUAUAUAUCUGCUCUCGUACUGCUCUGUACAAGUUCACAUUGAGUGGCAAACUGGUCUGCAGACUCUAUGAAGAUUCAUCAGCUUAUUUAACAGUAGACAAGUGUGCUGUGAGUCCCACAGGAGACAGGCUGUACAUCACCAGCCACAGGCAGGACAAGCUUCUCACCCUGGCCAGGGAUGGCACACUCCUGGCUACAUACACAGACCCAGCACUAGUGCGCCCAUCUGGUCUACAUGUGACCCCUGCAGGCCAGGUGCUGGUCUGUGGAUGGCUGCCCCCCACUGUACUACAGGUGGGCUGGGAGGGAGAGAGUAAGCUGGCUAAUCUUGCUACUCAGGAGGAUGGAGUGUGGUACCCAGUGUCAGUCUGCUACAGCAGCACAACAUCAUCCAUCAUUGUGGGACUGGUGGUGGACGACAACAUCCUGGUGUUCAGAGUGGAAUAGUGUGUACAUUCGCUGCUGAGUCAGGACAACGAUGCUGAGGAUGUGGUGGACAAGAAUGACCUGACUACGCAGAAGGACAGCACCACCAUUGAUAUCGAGUUGGCCCAGCAACAGCACCAGUCCGGCCUGCAGGAGCCCUAGACCAGGACGACCCUUCCACUCCCCUGACCCAUAGCUCAUCAUACUUGAUAUCCGGAAAAAUGGGGCCUAAUAUGCAUUUGCUUAAAUUGUUGUCACAGAUAAGCCUGUGCAGUUUGCACAGGCUAAUAAUGGACAACACUUUCCUAUUAAAGGUAUUUUUCAUUGAACAAAUAAUCCUCUUUAUGAAAAUCCAGUCUAGUCAGAAAGUAC
Messenger RNA from Dreissena polymorpha, 2233 nucleotides. RefSeq lists its product as uncharacterized. The transcript has 5 exons. The coding region runs from base 224 to 1882 and encodes 552 amino acids. Lineage: Eukaryota; Metazoa; Mollusca; Bivalvia; Myida; Dreissenidae. The record is from RefSeq and is a predicted model, not a curated record. Gene Ontology annotation, molecular function: protein binding; zinc ion binding.